GGCGUGGCCUCCGGGCCGCCCGGCCCCCAGUGGGCAAGCAGGCGUGCGAGGCCCGCCCCCGCCUAUAAGAGCGGUGCGGCACUGCAGCUAGCGCAGUUCUCACUGAGACCCGUCGCCCCGACUCUACGUGAGACCCACCGCCCGGACUCACCAUGCGUGAAUGCAUCUCAGUCCACGUGGGGCAGGCAGGUGUCCAGAUGGGCAAUGCCUGCUGGGAGCUCUACUGUCUGGAACAUGGGAUUCAGCCUGAUGGGCAGAUGCCCAGUGACAAGACCAUUGGUGGAGGGGACGACUCCUUUACCACCUUCUUCUGUGAAACUGGUGCUGGAAAACAUGUGCCCCGAGCAGUAUUUGUGGAUCUGGAGCCUACUGUAAUUGAUGAGAUCCGAAAUGGCCCAUACCGACAGCUCUUCCACCCAGAGCAGCUCAUCACUGGGAAAGAGGAUGCUGCUAACAACUAUGCCCGUGGUCACUAUACCAUUGGCAAGGAGAUCAUUGACCCGGUACUGGACCGGAUCCGCAAGCUGUCUGACCAGUGCACAGGACUUCAGGGCUUCCUGGUGUUCCACAGCUUUGGAGGGGGCACCGGCUCUGGCUUCACCUCACUCCUCAUGGAGCGGCUGUCUGUUGACUAUGGCAAGAAGUCCAAGCUGGAGUUCUCCAUCUACCCAGCCCCCCAGGUCUCCACAGCCGUGGUCGAGCCCUACAACUCCAUCCUGACCACCCACACCACCCUGGAGCACUCAGACUGUGCCUUCAUGGUGGACAACGAAGCCAUCUAUGACAUCUGCCGCCGCAACCUGGACAUCGAGCGCCCAACCUACACCAACCUCAACCGCCUCAUCAGCCAGAUCGUGUCCUCCAUCACAGCAUCCCUGCGCUUCGAUGGGGCCCUCAAUGUGGACCUGACAGAGUUCCAGACCAACCUGGUGCCCUACCCCCGCAUCCACUUCCCCCUGGCCACCUAUGCGCCCGUCAUCUCUGCAGAGAAGGCGUACCAUGAGCAGCUGUCGGUGGCAGAGAUCACCAAUGCCUGCUUUGAGCCUGCCAACCAGAUGGUGAAGUGUGACCCUCGGCACGGCAAGUACAUGGCCUGCUGCCUGCUGUACCGUGGAGACGUGGUGCCCAAGGAUGUCAACGCUGCCAUUGCCGCCAUCAAGACCAAGCGCAGCAUUCAGUUUGUGGACUGGUGCCCCACAGGCUUCAAGGUUGGUAUCAACUACCAGCCGCCUACUGUGGUGCCUGGAGGUGACCUGGCCAAGGUGCAGCGUGCCGUGUGCAUGCUGAGCAACACUACUGCCAUCGCUGAGGCCUGGGCCCGCCUGGACCACAAGUUCGACCUGAUGUAUGCCAAGAGGGCGUUUGUGCACUGGUAUGUGGGUGAGGGCAUGGAGGAGGGGGAGUUCUCCGAGGCCCGGGAGGAUAUGGCCGCCUUGGAAAAGGAUUACGAGGAAGUGGGCAUCGACUCCUAUGAGGAUGAGGAUGAGGGAGAAGAAUAAAACAGCUGCCUGGAGACUUUCCUCUAUGUUUAUUGCAAAAGCCUUUCGAAAUAAACAGUCUCCUUGCACGGUU
Lemur catta (Ring-tailed lemur) is the source of this 1572-nucleotide messenger RNA. It is a transcript of the gene TUBA4A, whose product is annotated as tubulin alpha 4a. NCBI's taxonomy places the organism in Eukaryota, Metazoa, Chordata, Mammalia, Primates, Lemuridae. The transcript has 4 exons. Gene Ontology annotation, biological process: microtubule cytoskeleton organization; mitotic cell cycle. Bases 153 to 1499 code for a protein of 448 amino acids. Gene Ontology annotation, cellular component: cytoplasm; microtubule. Gene Ontology annotation, molecular function: structural constituent of cytoskeleton; GTP binding. The record is from RefSeq and is a predicted model, not a curated record.